This is a messenger RNA of Syzygium oleosum, 829 nucleotides long. RefSeq names its product S-protein homolog 5. Lineage: Eukaryota; Viridiplantae; Streptophyta; Magnoliopsida; Myrtales; Myrtaceae. Bases 94 to 528 code for a protein of 144 amino acids. The record is from RefSeq and is a predicted model, not a curated record. The transcript has a single exon.
CUCUCUCUCUCUCUCUCUCUCUCUCUCAUAUCUCAUCACCCACCGCUUGCCUUCUUCAUCGUCUUCUUCUUCAUCUUCUUCAUCGACCAUAGAAUGAAACUCCUCGCAGGCUUCCUCCUCAUAUCCUCCUUCUCCCUCUGCUGCUUACUCCUGUCCAAGUUCCUCGAGCCCGAGUACUUCUACGGCGCCGACUUCGACGUCCGCGUCAUCAAUGGCUUCCGCACCAACUCCUCGCUCCCCCUCGUGAUCUGGUGCUCCUCCGACUACCACGGUGACAUCGGCGGGCGGGCACUCCAGGAGGGCGACGACUUCAGCUGGGUCGUCCGCGCCAACUUUUGGGGCGGGGCUGCGCGCUUCCUCUGCACCAUCAAGUGGGACGGCACAAGGAGGCGAUUCGACGCAUUCGAGGCCGAGCGAGACGGCCGCCGGUGCGGCCCUCUCAGGAAGUGCUCUUGGCUCGUGAGGGAAGACGGGUUUUACUUUAGCAGCGACGAGGUCAACUGGAAGAAGGACUUCUCAUGGUUUUAGGAGAACAAGAAACAGUUUUGGCGGGUUAUUUAGUGGUUCCUUCAUUUAAGAAUAACGCGUAAGUACGCGGACACUGGUACAUUAAAAUGAGUAUGCUAAAUGAUGCGAUAGAUCGUAAGCGAAUGUUUACAAAUCCGUCUGCAUUAUUACGUGUAUUUAUUUUAUGAGUCGGGUUCGAGUAUGCGUGGUAAUUUUCUCUUAUCCUAGAAAGGAUGUAUAUAUCGUUGCUUAUACCAUAUGAGCAUGGACGAUAUUAUUAGUGUUUUUUAAAGUGUUUAAUUAGGUUAAUGACUUUGGUUUA